Messenger RNA from Colletotrichum costaricense, 411 nucleotides. RefSeq lists its product as uncharacterized. The transcript is spliced from 2 exons. The coding region runs from base 1 to 411 and encodes 136 amino acids. The record is from RefSeq and is a predicted model, not a curated record. Lineage: Eukaryota; Fungi; Ascomycota; Sordariomycetes; Glomerellales; Glomerellaceae.
AUGACUAUUACUACAACCACCACGGCACACAAUGAUGGUCAAGGAUACGACUGCGACGACCAAAAGAGGGCUGCUCGAAAGCCGCUAGCCAGCAAAGCAGCGAGCAAGCAUGCCCCAAUGAAAACAUUACCGCCCUGGUCCUGGAAGGCUUUGCUGGACGGACACUGCACGCUGGGCUGCGCUGCAUAUCUGACCGCCAGUUCAUCAUCAGACCAAGGCAAGGGCCAAGCCGAGCACCACCAGCAUCAGCACCAGCAACAGAACCAGCGAGGCAAGGCAAGGCAAGGCAAAGCACCACUUGACCAGACGGAAAGGGAGGCAUUCCCAACACUAGACAAGACAGACUUUGUAAAGGCUGUUCCUGGCUCGCCCUCAUGGAUAUGGCCAUGGGACAUUGGUAGCCGGGCAUGA